UGUGAAAUAGGAAACCGCAGCCAUGACCACCCACGUCACCCUGGAGGAUGCCCUGUCCAAUGUGGACCUGCUGGAAGAGCUCCCCCUACCUGACCAGCAGCCAUGCAUCGAGCCACCGCCUUCCUCCAUCAUGUACCAGGCAAACUUCGACACCAAUUUCGAGGACAGGAACGCCUUCGUCACAGGCAUUGCAAGGUACAUCGAGCAGGCUACAGUGCACUCCAGCAUGAAUGAAAUGCUGGAAGAAGGACAUGAGUACGCAGUCAUGCUGUACACCUGGCGCAGCUGUUCCCGGGCCAUCCCCCAGGUCAAGUGCAAUGAGCAGCCCAACCGUGUGGAGAUCUACGAGAAGACAGUGGAGGUGCUGGAGCCCGAGGUCACCAAGCUCAUGAAGUUCAUGUACUUCCAGGUCAUGGGCUUUGGUCUCUACCUCAUGGAUGGAAACGUCAGUAACAUUUACAAACUGGAUGCCAAGAAGAGAAUCAACCUCAGCAAAAUCGAUAAGUUCUUUAAGCAGCUGCAGGUGGUACCCCUCUUCGGCGACAUGCAGAUAGAGCUGGCCAGAUACAUUAAGACCAGUGCUCACUAUGAAGAGAACAAGUCCAAGUGGACAUGCACCCAGAGCAGCACCAGCCCCCAGUACAACAUCUGUGAGCAGAUGGUGCAGAUCCGGGAUGACCACAUCCGAUUCAUCUCUGAACUGGCCCGCUACAGCAACAGUGAGGUGGUGACGGGCUCUGGGCUGGACAGCCAGAAGUCGGAUGAGGAGUACCGGGAGCUCUUCGACCUCGCCCUGAGGGGGCUGCAGCUGUUGUCCAAGUGGAGCGCCCAUGUCAUGGAGGUGUACUCCUGGAAGCUGGUGCACCCCACAGACAAAUUCUGUAACAAGGACUGCCCGGGCACAGCUGAGGAGUAUGAGAGAGCCACACGCUACAACUACACCAGCGAGGAGAAGUUCGCCUUCGUGGAGGUGAUCGCCAUGAUCAAGGGGCUGCAGGUACUCAUGGGCAGGAUGGAGAGCGUCUUUAACCAGGCCAUCAGGAAUACCAUCUACGCAGCCUUGCAGGACUUUGCUCAGGCCACGCUGCGUGAGCCCCUGAGGCAGGCAGUGCGGAAGAAGAAGAAUGUCCUCAUCAGCGUCCUGCAGGCAAUUCGAAAAACCAUCUGUGACUGGGAAGGGGGCCGGGAGCCCCCCAAUGACCCAUGUUUGAGAGGGGAGAAGGAUCCCAAAGGCGGGUUUGACAUCAAGGUGCCCCGGCGUGCCGUGGGGCCAUCCAGCACACAGCUGUACAUGGUACGGACCAUGCUGGAAUCGCUCAUUGCGGAUAAGAGUGGCUCCAAGAAGACCCUGAGGAGCAGCCUGGAUGGGCCCAUCGUCCUGGCCAUUGAGGACUUCCACAAGCAGUCCUUCUUCUUCACACAUCUGCUCAACAUCAGUGAAGCCCUGCAGCAGUGUUGUGACCUCUCCCAGCUCUGGUUCCGAGAAUUCUUCCUGGAAUUAACCAUGGGCCGAAGGAUCCAGUUCCCCAUUGAGAUGUCCAUGCCGUGGAUUCUAACUGAUCACAUCCUGGAAACCAAAGAACCUUCUAUGAUGGAGUACGUGCUCUACCCUCUGGAUCUGUACAACGACAGCGCCUACUAUGCCCUGACUAAGUUCAAGAAGCAGUUUCUGUACGAUGAGAUAGAAGCAGAGGUGAACCUGUGUUUUGAUCAGUUUGUCUACAAGCUGGCGGACCAGAUCUUUGCUUACUACAAGGCCAUGGCCGGCAGCGUGCUGUUGGAUAAACGUUUCCGAGCUGAAUGUAAGAACUACGGGGUCAUCAUUCCGUACCCGCCAUCCAACCGCUAUGAAACGCUGUUGAAGCAGAGGCACGUGCAGCUCUUGGGUCGAUCGAUUGACCUGAACAGACUCAUCACCCAGCGCAUCUCUGCCGCCAUGUACAAAUCCUUGGACCAGGCCAUCAGCCGCUUCGAGAGUGAGGACCUGACCUCCAUCGUGGAGCUGGAGUGGUUGCUGGAGAUCAACCGACUCACGCACCGGCUGCUGUGCAAACAUCUGACCCUGGACAGCUUCGAUGCCAUGUUCCGCGAGGCCAACCACAAUGUGUCUGCCCCCUACGGCCGCAUAACCCUGCACGUCUUCUGGGAGCUAAACUUUGACUUCCUCCCCAACUACUGCUACAAUGGCUCCACCAACCGUUUUGUCCGAACGGCCAUUCCCUUCACCCAAGAACCACAAAGAGAUAAACCCGCCAACGUCCAGCCUUAUUACCUCUACGGUUCCAAGCCUCUCAACAUCGCCUACAGCCACAUCUACAGCUCCUACAGGAACUUCGUGGGGCCCCCUCAUUUUAAGACUAUCUGCAGACUCUUGGGGUACCAGGGCAUUGCUGUGGUAAUGGAGGAGCUGCUGAAGAUCGUCAAGAGCCUGCUGCAAGGAACCAUCCUCCAGUACGUGAAAACUCUAAUCGAAGUGAUGCCCAAGAUAUGCCGCUUGCCCCGGCACGAGUAUGGCUCCCCAGGGAUACUGGAGUUCUUCCACCACCAGCUGAAGGACAUAAUUGAGUACGCCGAGCUCAAGACAGAUGUGUUCCAGAGCCUGAGGGAAGUAGGCAACGCCAUCCUCUUCUGCCUCCUCAUCGAGCAAGCUCUGUCUCAGGAGGAAGUCUGUGAUUUGCUCCACGCUGCGCCCUUCCAAAACAUCCUACCGAGAGUUUAUAUUAAAGAGGGGGAACGCCUGGAGGUACGGAUGAAACGCCUGGAAGCCAAGUACGCCCCACUUCACCUGGUCCCUCUGAUCGAGAGGCUUGGGACACCCCAGCAAAUCGCUAUCGCCCGGGAGGGCGACCUGCUGACCAAGGAGCGUCUGUGCUGCGGGCUAUCCAUGUUCGAGGUCAUUCUGACGCGCAUCCGGAGUUACCUGCAGGACCCCAUCUGGCGGGGCCCCCCGCCCACCAACGGCGUCAUGCACGUGGAUGAGUGUGUAGAAUUCCACCGGCUCUGGAGCGCUAUGCAGUUUGUUUACUGCAUCCCCGUGGGCACCAACGAGUUCACAGCUGAGCAGUGUUUUGGAGACGGCUUGAACUGGGCUGGCUGCUCCAUCAUCGUCCUGCUGGGUCAGCAACGGCGCUUUGACCUGUUUGAUUUCUGCUACCACCUGCUCAAAGUCCAGAGGCAAGAUGGAAAGGACGAAAUCAUCAAGAAUGUGCCCCUGAAGAAGAUGGCAGACAGGAUCAGGAAGUACCAGAUCUUGAACAAUGAGGUGUUUGCCAUCUUGAACAAGUACAUGAAGUCGGUGGAGACAGACAGUUCCACAGUGGAGCAUGUGCGCUGCUUCCAGCCACCCAUCCACCAGUCCCUGGCCACCACCUGCUAGCUGGUGGAGACCAGCUGCAGACCUUCAACCUGGAGCAGAAGAAAAGGCAGGAGAGAGAAAGCCAAGGCCAGCCUGCAACAUGGUCCCACGGACAACAUGUGGAAUGGACCUGACAGCAAACAAGAACGUCCCCAACACAUUCACACCACUCCUAAGGGCUGGGCCUGUGCAUGCUCUCCAUGACAUCUCCAUGGUGGUUUUUCCAUAGUGUGUAAAUGAAAAAACAAAAAAAAAAAGAAACAGGGAAGUAUGUGCUUUUUCUUUCUUUGUUCACUCUGCUAUGUAAGAGCCCUCGCUUUACCCUCUCAUCAUCUCACAGCCCUACCCUUAUCAGAAGUUGCUUCCCGAAACCUCCUCCCAAGAGGGCAACCUCCUACCCUGUGCCCACAUGUGACCCCAGGACUGAAGUCUCAGAAGUCAAGAGAAGGGUGUGGGGGUGCCCUAAAUUGUCAGCCUGGCCUGACCGGCAGGCCUGUGCUUUCUGGCCUCACACCUCUGACUACCUGCCCCUUCUUUCCCCGGGGCAUCUCCUCUGCUCCAGAGACCAGGGAUUCUACUGGCAAGAGUACUCUCGGGCCAGGAAUGGAGAUCCAUAGUACAAAAAACGAAGUGUGAGGUUCUAGGUGCCUUGGCAGAUGGUGUUGACUCCAGCCUUCUGUAGACACCCCAGACCACAUCCUAGCACCGCUCUCAGGGCAUGCCCAGAGAGAACUCAGGAACGCGCUCCCCGCCUGGCCCCGAGUAACUCGGGGCGGGAAGGGGGUCGGUAUUUAUGAACACAGCCAGCAGUUGCAGAGCCCUAAACAGAAAGCUGUCUGAUACGUGGGAAGCUGGAUGGGGAUGGCGCCUUGAUCCCUGAAGCAGAUCCGGAACACCAAGUGCUCAGGGCGUGGACACUGGGGACAGCACUGAACAGGCCAAGCAUAUGCUGCUCUUGGCGCCUGCCAGACACCAAAUUAGGGAGCCCCUCUUUGUAGACGCAUCAAGGAAAACUCUCAUUAGAGAGAAAUAUGAAGGGGUUAUUCGAAGAGAAGCCAAAAUCAUCACAGGGUCAAGAGGGAGUAUAAAUAACACUUUUCUUCUGACAGCAAAGAAGAAUCCUGGUUUAGUGAAUCUGGAAGUUCACUCUGUGGAAGCUAAAAGCCUUCCGGGGACAUUUUAUCUAUGGCUCUCAACUCCCUUCACAUCCCUUAGCUUAGAACCUGAGGUGGGGUGGACCUCACUGAGAGACAUCUACUUCAUUUGCCAAGCGCGACACUUCCUCAGGGUCUCCCAAGGAGCAAGGGGAGGCUGCUGAGAGGGACAGGAGCCCUUGGGGAGUUGUCCUCAUUCCCCACCUCAUCUUCAGAGGGAGUCUGUGAUCCUGAACUUGUAAGAAUGCAUAAAGACAUUGCUGCUGCUUCUCAGACCAGGGAAGAGAGGAGACAAAACUACAAUGAUUCUCUCCCUCAGGGCAGAUGAGUAGGAGUGGCUACCCUGAGUUAAAUGACCUAUUUUAACCCAUGGAAAUAGCCAAGGUGUGCCCAUAGCACAAGGUCUGGGUGAUACACUCACCCUCACCAGGGAGGAGAGGUGUGGCUCCUCAAGUAUGAUCCAGGGGCCACCUACAUCAGGCUUCCUGCAAUUAGCAUCUGUGAUGGAGAUUGCUGGACCCUACCCGAAACCCUCUCAUCCUGCUUCUGGCAGUAGAGUGGAGAAAUCUUCACUUUCCACACAGUAUCUGAAGGAUGCACGUGGAGGUCUGAGGACCCCUGCAGUGGAAGCUGUCUACACUGCUACCCUUGCUGCUGAGCUCCUCUGGGCCACGAAAGGAAAACUGUUGGGAAGGAAAGUGGGUCCGUGUGGGAGCUGGCAGCUCUCCUUUUGUGGAGCUGUCUCUUCCUAGUCUGAUGUCCUGUUUCCCUCUUGAUUUCCCAGAGGUAAAGGGAGAGGUGACAUGACAGAAGUAACAGAUAACACAUGCCUUCAUAAACCUCACAGUAUCUCCAAGCUCCAGGGCCUUCUGAAUCUCCAGUCCUAUGUGGGAGCAGUAGUUGGCUCGCUCCUACAGACCAGUGACUGGCUGUGAAGAUACAGCCUUUAAUCCAUCUUCCUAACUGGCUUUUGUGGAGUUUGGGUCAUCCAGUGGAUGACACUGCUCUUUCACCAGCCCACCCCUCCCACUCUGCAUCCAUAACCCUGAAUCGGACCCACUGGGUAGAAUCCCACUACUCUCAAGAGACUCGAUCUCAGUAAAUUGAGGGCUUCACCUUCAGGAGAGACAUCUCAUUGCCCUGAUGUGCCAGUAGCAUUUAUAAACACCAAACAGGUUCCCUAUCUUUCCUCCCUGGUCUGACUGUGCCCCUCACCCCUUUAACUUUUGUGUGUUUAAGAACAGGAAAAACAAACAAACAAACAAAACCUUAGGUUUUAAAGAGUUUUAAAAAAAAUUCUGUUUCAGAAACUGUCAAAUGUACCAUAUUUGUAUUAAGAGUUGUUGGGGAUUUUUGUACAAUGAAUUUACAUUUAUUUAUGGUGACUUAUAUUACGGUUGUGAUCAAAUCAUGAUGUUGAAGUCUUAAACCAUAUUUGCUAUGCAGCUGAAGAUGAAUCAUAUUUUGCUUUGUAUUUUGGGGUACCUAUGUUGAGUUGAUUCACAUUUCCAUCUCCAUUAAAACUGCUUCCAAACUAGUGAAA
Molecule: messenger RNA, 6052 nt
Organism: Condylura cristata (star-nosed mole)
Lineage: Eukaryota; Metazoa; Chordata; Mammalia; Eulipotyphla; Talpidae
Gene: CYFIP2
Product: cytoplasmic FMR1 interacting protein 2
Exons: 27
Coding region: 23-3376 (1117 amino acids)
Biological process (GO): apoptotic process; axon guidance; regulation of actin filament polymerization
Cellular component (GO): neuron projection; synapse
Molecular function (GO): small GTPase binding
Source: RefSeq, a predicted model, not a curated record